Molecule: messenger RNA, 1655 nt
Organism: Cryptotermes secundus
Lineage: Eukaryota; Metazoa; Arthropoda; Insecta; Blattodea; Kalotermitidae
Product: leucine-rich repeat-containing protein 59
Exons: 7
Coding region: 271-1383 (370 amino acids)
Molecular function (GO): protein binding
Source: RefSeq, a predicted model, not a curated record
GGAGGGAGUAGUGACUGCUUACUGUAUGAAUUCAUUAAUCAGUUGGCUGCAUAAUAUUUAGAUUUACAUAUUUUUUAUCCAUUUUCACAGUAUUGUUUUUUUGGCCUUUUGAGUUACUAGUUGCCGAAUAAAAGCUGAAGUGUUUACGUGUACGUUAACCGGAAUCUUGUAAGACACGUAAACGUUUGAAGUUUAAAGUGUUAUCCACAUUCUUUCUGUCGCUGAUGCGAAGUUUUCUUUGGUGUUUUAAGUAGAAACAAGUUAUCAGAUAUGCGUGGCACUAAGUUGAAUCUACGCGAGCGGUUGGAAGAUACCGUGCUGGAUCUCAGCAUGUCUCAAAUAGAGGAGGUGCCAGUGCGAGAAAUUUCACAGAUUAAGAAAGCUACAAGUCUGGACCUGUCUAAUAACCAGCUGAAAUCCCUUGGGAAAAAUUUUGCACCAAUGCUUACACAUUUGAUAAAAUUGGACCUAAGCAACAAUCACUUGGCUGAACUACCAGACAACUUUGGGGAGUUGGUCAGCCUUCGACACCUGGAUCUCUACAACAAUCAGAUAACACAUCUUCCCUUAAGUUUGGGACAACUCAAGAUGCUGCGUUGGCUGGACUUGAAGAAUAAUCCUCUGCUACCAAAGUUAGCUGAGAUAGCUGGACCUUGUCUGGAUGCACAGCAGUGCCAGCAGAGUGCCCGUAAAGUGGUGACCUUCUUGCAGACUAUGCAGGUUCAAGUAGACGAAGAAAGGCAGCGCAGAUUGCUCCAGAAGCGUAAGCAACAAGAACUGGCAGAGCAAGCACAGAAGAAGGAACAACAGAAACAACAGCUGCAGAAAAAAAAGAAGAAGGCUGCUAAAUCUAACAACAGUACACAAGUAAAGACUGAGAAUGGAACAACCAGUGUUACAGGUGGUAACAACGUUGGUGAUGUAAAGAAAGCAGCACCAAAAUAUCAGAACGAGACCUUUACUCAUAGCAGACCUACCAGAAAAGUUUCAUCACUUCUGUUGAGACUUCUGAAGUCAGUGUUGCUUGGAGCGUUUAUUACAAUACUGAUGUUGUGGAUGUUAUAUCAUCUUGAUGAAGAAAGGUUCCAUGGAGCACAGGCACAUGCAAAAAUAGUAUGGAAUACAACACUGGCAGCCAUGCCCCGACAGAUUGUCGAAAUGGGACAGGUGUUCAAAAAAAUGACAAAUUCAACUAUAACAUUUAUAUGGAGCAAAACUGAGGCUGCUUACACAUGGAUAAAUACAGACCCAACAGUCAAAGAAUACUUUGAAGUUGGGAGAGCUUUGUGGAAUAUAUUGUAUGCAAAAUUAUAUGAUUUAUGUCGGACAGUCAACCAGCAAAUUCCACUUUAUGUGGAAACUGUGAAGAAGAAGAUAUUUUAAGAAUGUUGUGUUUUGCAUUACAAGAAAAUGUGAAUAGCCUUUGCACAGUUAAAUACUAAAAAAAAAUAUAUUAUUGCACAUUAUUUGUGUCUUGUUAUCCUCAUGACAUUCCUUUUUGACAAACAAGUAUUUGACCUUAUAUUGUUUAAUGCCCUUUUCAAUCUCUUGUGUUAAAAAUAAAUUUUAAGUUUACUUUGGUAUAAGUUUAUCUGUAAGUGACAAAUGUGAUUUAAGAAUUUGAAAGUUUACAAAUAAAACUCAGGUCCAUUGCA